AUGUCCCAAAUCAACUACCGCACAAUCAACAUCGACGCCCUGGACCCAGAGUCCCCAGCCAACUUCCCCCUGGAAUCCCUCCUCCCCGCCACACUCCCGCAGCCCGCCAGCGCCAGCGACGCCGCCAACGCCGCCACACAAGUGCGCCAGAUGCUGCGCGGCGGCGACCCCGAGGGCGCACUGCGGACCGUUCUCGACACCGCGCCGCUGGGCGGCGACGACCGCGCUAAGGAGGUGCAUCUGGCGACUGUCAUUGAUGUGUUGCAGGGGAUCCGGCAGGGGGAGAUGACAAGGAUUCUGGAGGGUGUUUGUAGUGGGGAGGGUGGUGCGGAACGGGCGGAUUGUUUGAUGAAAUACUUGUACAAGGGCAUGUCGUCUGCUGCUCCUGGGAGUGGUGCUCAGACGCCGAAGAAGUCGGUUUCGCCGCAGGAUACGGGCUUUUCGCAGAUUCAGGCUCGGAAUCUGGGUGAGGGUGGUGGUGGUCAGCAGAUGAGUGUUUUGUUGAGCUGGCAUGAGCGGUUGGUGGAGAUUGCUGGGACUGGGUCUAUUGUUCGGGUUAUGACUGAUCGUAGGACGGUUUGA
Penicillium bovifimosum is the source of this 582-nucleotide messenger RNA. RefSeq names its product actin-related protein 2/3 complex subunit 5 family protein. The record is from RefSeq and is a predicted model, not a curated record. Gene Ontology annotation, cellular component: cytoplasm; actin cytoskeleton; Arp2/3 protein complex. Gene Ontology annotation, biological process: Arp2/3 complex-mediated actin nucleation; regulation of actin filament polymerization. NCBI's taxonomy places the organism in Eukaryota, Fungi, Ascomycota, Eurotiomycetes, Eurotiales, Aspergillaceae. Bases 1 to 582 code for a protein of 193 amino acids. The transcript has 2 exons. Gene Ontology annotation, molecular function: actin filament binding.